GGCCUGGGGGCCGAGCGCGGUGGCCGCGGCGUGCAGAAGCCGACGGAUUGGAGGCAUCGCGGAGCUGGGGUCGGCGCGGCGCCGAGGCAGGAGAGCGAGAGGGGUCCCUGCCCAGGAGACCGGGGUGGGAGGCCUGAGGGAGGCGCCGGGGCUGGCGCUGAGCCUGGAGCCUUCCCGGCCUGGCAGGCCCUGGGAGCCCGGGGGAGGGGGAGCCCAGUGAUCUCCAGGGGACACAGAGUCUCUUCUGGGUCCCAGUUGUCCUUUGAUCCCUGGGGGGACUUUGUCCCCAUUUCCUGAGCCGCAGUGCGGACCACAGCCCCUUCAUCUGAGCCCCACUGGGGACCCCAGGUCCCCCUCCUGAGCCCUGGGGGCUUCCCUCAGCCCCCUUCUCUGAACGCCACUUGUCUCUCAGCCUCAGUGCAGACCUCUGAUCUCCCUUUUUUAAAUGGCCAAAGAGACCCCGAUCCCCUUUCCCUGAAUUCCAGCAGGCCCCCAGCCCCCCUUCUCUGAACCCCAGGUGGGACUCAGCUGGUCCCCUUCUGUGACAGUUGGUGGAUCCUCCUGACCCUCUGAGACCCAGAAAUAAUUCUGGUCUCCCCUUCAGAGCCCCCCCUAGGGACCCAGCUCUUCCUCUUCUGAACCCCAGAGGGGACCCAACUCCUCCCUCCGCAGACUCUGAGCCCAAAAGAAGCCAGAAGGCGUCUCCUCUCAAACACACAGAGGACCUCAGCUCCCCGUCCUGGGUACCCCAAACUCUGAGUCCUAGUGGGGAGCUCAGAUCCCUUCCUUCAGGAAACCUGGUUUCCCUUUGGCGAUUCCUUCCAGUGGGCAUCCCAGAGCAGCCCGGGCCUCAGAGGUCCAGCUGCCACUCAGUUCUCCUUCCUCUGGAGCCUCCAGACCCCUGGCCUGGGCACCCAGGUUCUAGCUCUGAGCCUCGAGGGGACCACAGCUUUCCUGUGGGUCCCAUCUUCUUUGCUGAGUUUCUGUGGGUACCCCAGGCCCUCCUCUGAACCUCAGAGGGUUCCCCAGCCAGAAGAUCUAGUUUUUUCUCUUCCAAGCCCCAGAGGCAACCUUGACACCCCCAUUUGAGGUUCUAGGGACGAUUCAGAUCUUCCCUCUCAAUAUUCCAGUGGAAACUGAGCCCCUCACCCCCUUCCAGACCCCAGGCGCUUCCCUCCCCACCCCAGGAGCCCUCCUCGGCUCUGCCUCCUUUGCACCUGAGCCCCGUCACUGGCUGUAAAGAUGAUGAUGUGGUCCAACUUCUUCAUGCAAGAGGAGGACCGGCGGCGAGCGGCCACGGGCCGGCGACGGGCUCAAGCACAGCACAAGUCCUGGCUGACCCCGGAGCAGGAGGGGAAGAUCAAGCUGGUGCUGCUGCUGACCACCGUGGGCGCCACGCUGGCUGUGCUGGCCGUGGGCACCGAGUUCUGGGUGGAACUCAACACCUACAAGGUCAACGGCAGUGCCGUCUGCGACGCUGCCCACCUGGGGCUGUGGAAGAUGUGCACCAAGCGACUGUGGCAGGCCGACGUGCCCGCGGGCAGAGAGACCUGCGGCCCCGCAGAGCUGCCCGGAGAGGUGAGUCUGGCGGCUGCAGUGAUAGCGGUGGUAGGCCUGGCAGUCAUGGCCCUGGGCUGCCUCUGUAUCAUCAUGGUGCUCAGUAAAGGUGCAGAGUUCCUGCUCCGAGUUGGAGCCAUCUGCUUUGGCCUCUCAGGUCUGCUGCUGCUGGUCAGCCUGGAGGUGUUCCGGCAUUCCGUGCACGCCCUGGUGCAGAGAGUCAGCCCCGAGCCUCCCCGGCCCCCAGCCCUGACCUACGAGUACUCCUGGUCUCUGGGCUGUGGUGUGGGGGCCAGCCUGGUCCUGCUGCUAGGGGGCGGCUGCUUUCUCCUGCUCACCCUGCCUCCCAGGCCCUGGGCCUCACUCUGUCCCAAGUGGGGACACAGGGCCACCUAGAGCCACCCCAUUGUGCCUUCUCUUAGCUCCUUCCAAAUUCUUUUCCUUUCUCCAUCGUCCUCACUCGAAAUCUUUUGCCCCGUGUCCUGGAGAAACUGUGUUCUUCCUGCUCCAGGACCCAGACUGUUUGCACAAACCUGCCUCCCAUGCCCUCAUCUUUUCCCUCUGUAAAUGUGUUUUUCUCAGUGGCUGAAUUUGGGAUGCUCGGGGCUGGGGUGGGCAGAGGCUUUUUGCAAACGAGGGUCCCCAGGGAAGGCUGGCAGGGACCUGAUGGGGUAACUGGGGAGUGAGGGGGCGGGGGUCUUGGGAGGGAGUUGGACCUCGUCAUUUCCUACAUCUGGAUGAGUUCCCUCGUGGGAGAGACUUAUUCCGACUAAUCUGAGACUCUGGGAAGUAGGGGACGGGGAGGGGAGGGAAGAAUAUCUGAGUCUGACCUCGCUGGGGUCUGAUUUGAGAUUAAAGGUUUGGAAACGUAACAACUUUGGUUUGGAGUCCAUUUGUGAUGUGGCUGGAGGUUCUGGGAUAGAGAAAAGCG
This is a messenger RNA of Equus quagga, 2488 nucleotides long. It is a transcript of the gene CACNG6, whose product is annotated as calcium voltage-gated channel auxiliary subunit gamma 6. The record is from RefSeq and is a predicted model, not a curated record. The transcript has 3 exons. Gene Ontology annotation, cellular component: membrane; L-type voltage-gated calcium channel complex. NCBI's taxonomy places the organism in Eukaryota, Metazoa, Chordata, Mammalia, Perissodactyla, Equidae. Bases 1243 to 1953 code for a protein of 236 amino acids. Gene Ontology annotation, molecular function: calcium channel regulator activity. Gene Ontology annotation, biological process: calcium ion transport; regulation of calcium ion transmembrane transport via high voltage-gated calcium channel.